AGCUUGUGGUGGCCAAGCAUUCAUAGCGACGUUGUGUCCUUCGAUGUCUUACAAUCAUUGUGAAGCACACUUGACCAAGCGUUGUAUUGUUGGACCACUAAUAGGGAAUGUGAUCUGAAAAGGGACGUGGGUGAAAAUUAAAAGGAAGGGGUGAUAUUUUGAGUUUAUGCUCAUCAUCCCCUCCCAUUCAUUGGAAUCAAACCUGCCACGAUGACCAUCGCUGGCGUCAAUUAAUGCAAGCUUCGCUCUUGCAUCCACUGUUACCCAUAAAUGAUGGAUAUAGUUUUAAAACACAUCAUUAUGUGUACUUUAUUUACUGUACUUGUAUGGCUUGGCAGCUGCUGAGAUUCAAAACCUGGAAAUGGCGUGUUGCCGUUUAGGCUGAGUUAAGUGGGUGGGUACCAACCACAAAGUGAACAAGCACUUGAAUGAGUUAACCUUUUACGUCACAAAUGCAUAAAUCGUAAAUCUGAUCCGGUCGUUUUGCAAGCCUUAUAUAUUGUGUCUUUGUAGCUCUAGAGAAAGCCUAUGACAGAGUACCCAGAGAGGAACGGUGGUACUGCAUGCGGAAGUCUGGAGUAGCAGAGAAGUAUAGUCCCCUCCAAAUGUAUUGGUACAGCAAGGUCAAUUCCUUUGUUUUGGUUUUCAGAUCAAAACAUUAAUGUAAGACACAAGUUUAGAAUUCCAGCUUUUAUAUCAUGGUAUUUACAUCUAGAUGUGGUAAAAAAACUCAGGACUGAGCACCUUUUGUUUGAACCCACCCACUUUUCAAGUGACGUAAAGUAUUGGAACAUGUGACUGAUGGGUUUUUCUAGUUGCUCAGAUAUUACCUUUAAGAUUAAUUGCUUAAACUUUAGAUAGUGCUUGUUUUUGGCUUUGGGUUUCACCUGUGAAAACUGCAUUUGCUGUUUCGCAAACAUGAAGACCAAGGGUAUCAACAGCAGUUGAUGACAGAAACAUCGUGAGAACUGUGAAGAAACACCCAAAGACAACAGUCAGUGACAUCACUGCCAACCUCCUCCAUAGGGCAGGGGUGAAGGUAUCACAAUCCACUGUUCAAAGAAGACUUCAAGAGAAGAAAUAUACAGGCCAUACCGCAAGAUGCAAACCCCUUAUCAGCAAAAAGAAUCGGAAGGCUAGGCCAGAUUGGAUUUUGCACAAAGAUGAGCCACAAAAGUUUUGGAACAAAGUUUUAUGGACUGAUGAGACCAAAGUUAGCCUCUACUAAAGUGAUGGAAAGACCAAAGUAUGUAGAAAGAAAGUAUCUGACCUACAAAUAAAAGUUGCUAUGUCCUGAGUUGUUUAACACAUCCAUCCAUCCAUUUCCUUUACCGCUUAUCCUCACUAGGGCCGCGGGCGUGCUGGAGCCUAUCACAGCUAUCUUCGGGCGGGAGGCAGGGUACAACUUGAACCGGUCGCCAGCCAAUCGCAGGGCACAUGAAACAAACAACCAUUCGUACUCAGAAUCACAAAUACGGGCAAUUUAGAGUCUCCAAUCAACCUACCACGCAUGUUUUUGGGAUGUGGGAGGAAACCGAAGUGCCCGGAGAAAACCCACCCAGGCACGGGGAGGACGUGCAAACUCCACACAGGCGGGGCCGGGAUUUUAACCCCGGUCCCCAGAACUGUGAGGCGGAUGUGCUAACCAGUCGUCCACCGUUCCGGCUUGUUUAACACAUCAAGAUGUAAAUACCAUGAAAUAAAAGCUGGAAUUCUGAACUUUUCUCAUAUUUAUCUUUUGAUCUGAAACCCAAAUGUGUUCAGUAUACAGCAAAAACAAAGGAAUCGACCUUGAGGUUCUAAUGCUUUUGGAGGGGACUGUGUGUUACAAUAAUACAGGACAUGCAUGAGGGCAGCAGAACAGUGGUGAGGUGUGCUGUAGGUGUGACGGGAGUUAGAGGUGGAGGUGGGACUGCAUCAGGGAUCAGUCCCUGAGCUCCUUCCUGUUUGCAGUGGUGAUGGAUAGGCUGAUAAUAAGGUUAAACUGGAAUCCCCGUGGACCAUGAUGUUCGCAGAUGAGAUAGAGAUUGCAGUGAUCAGAGGUGGUUAGGAACUACAUUUACUCAAGUGACAUUUUGGAUAAAUUGUACUUGUCAGAGUAGUUUUAAUGAGGGAUACGUUUUACUUUUAUUCAAGUAUUUAUGUUAAGAAGAAACAGUGCUUUUACUCCGUUACAAUGCUCUCCACGCCACUCGCUACUUUCAUUCAUCAAUAGUUGUGUGCGCGAUGUAUUUUUAGACUUUCGUUUUCGACUUCCGCAUUGGGCGCCGUUGCUCCAAUCCAUCGUGAUUACCAGAGUGAUAUUUGACUCAAGUUCACCAAUCAAACGACAGUCACAUGCCUGCACACAGUCUUCUAUUGGGCUUCGAGGGGCAAUCAAAGUGAGUCGUGACAGCCACGCGGGACUCGUGUUUACAUUACACACCACGAAAAACAACAGCUUUAACUUGUAGUGUAGUUUUGUCACUGCCCAAACUUGGAUAUUUCAGCCCACUUCUAACUUCAGAAAACCCCUCGCGGUAAGUUGUUUUUGGUGUUGUUGUGGCUGUGCAUAUAGUAUUAGCCCUAUUUUAUGGUAAUGUUACUGUAAAACAUGCAUCUUGGCAUGUUCUCUCUCUCUCUCUCUCUCUCUCUCUCUCACACACACACUUUAUCAAUACGGCUCGUCAGCAAACGGCUUCUUCAUUCAGUCAUUUUCGUUGCUAAAGCAAAUAACGUUUCUGUAAGGCCCUGUGCAUGUGUUGGUUUGAUGCACUUAAAAAUUGAAAUAGUGGCAGGUGUGUGUGGACUCCCAUUGAACAUGAGUUUGAAUGUGAUCUGUUACUUCUGAACGCAGCCACAUCCCAGCUGUAAGAGGGGACGCAUCCUUGUGCAACCUAUCUAGCCUAAGUCAAUCACAUUCAAGUUUAUUUCAGUUGUUUAUUUUCACCUCCCCUCUCAAAAAGAAAAAAAAAAUCAGUUGUUGUACAAAUUCUACAUCACAUUAAUGGUAAUGGAUUAUCCAUCCAGCCAUUUUCAACACUGCUUAUCCUGGUUAGGGUCGCGGGGCGCAGGAGCCUAUCCCAUCUGACUUUGGGCGAAAGGCGGACUAGACCAUGAACUGGUCACCAGUCAGUCGCAGGACGUAAUGGAUUAUGUUAGUGAUAAUUCUUUUGCAACACAAAAACCUGACAUUUGAACAGGGGUGUGUAUACGUUUUAUAUCCACUGCAGCCUUGUUCCUAUUUUUGUAAUCUGCCUGGUGAGCUGACAGUAUUGUGGUGUUUAACAAGUAAAAAUAAAAUACUAUAAGACCAUUUCUUGGAGCUGAAUUUGAUUUGUUUUAGAUUAAGUGAUGUUCAUCAAUAUCUGAAUCUGCACAUUUUAUUUAGUUAUUUUUAUUUUAUUUGAUGUUCAUAUUCACGUUUUUCACUGGGUACUUUCUUACUCUUACUCAAGUAAUUAUUUGGAGGACUACAUUUUACUUGAAUCAUAUUAUUGUAAAGUAACAAUACUCUUACUUGAGUACAGUAUUUUGCUACUCCGGCAGUGAAAGCGGGGAGCAGGUGGGGGAACAGUUAGAAAGGUAGAGGCAUGCACUGGAAAGGAGAGGAAUGAAGAUUAGCUGAAGGAAGACAGAAUACAUGUGCAGGAAUAAGGAGUGGAGGGGGGAAGGUGAGGCUAAAGGGAGAAGAGGUAGCGAGGAUGGAGGACUGUAAAUACUUGGUCAACAGUCCAGAGCAAUGGUGAGUGUGGUAAGGAAGUGAAGAAAUCGGUCUGUGCAGGUUGGAACAGGCGGAGGGAGGUGUCAGGUGUGUUAUGUGACAGAAGAGUCUUUGCUUGGAUGAAGGCCGAAGUUUGUAACACAGUGGUGAGCCAGCCAUAAUGUACGGAUGAGAGACUGUGGCAGUGAAGAGACAGCAGGAAGCAGAGCUGGAGCCGGACUCGAACUCUGGACAACACCCGUCCAUACAGCUGGGACAGUGAGAAAGUUAGAUGGUGACCACAUAUGAGACGACUGUCCUGCAGAUGAGCCGUUGGUGGGGGCAGUUUAGUCGCUGUCGCAGACCCAGAUAGUUUGGCGGCAGCGGCAUCGCCCCCCCCCCCCCCCCCACCAUCUCCCCACUAUGCCCAACAGCGGUCGGACGGGGAGCCUUAAGGACCCCGAAAUUGCUGAGCUCUUCUUCAAGGAAGACCCAGAGAAACUCUUCUCGGACCUGCGCGAGAUAGGACACGGCAGCUUUGGCGCCGUAUAUUUUGCACAGGAUGUGCGAACAAGUGAGGUGGUGGCCAUCAAGAAGAUGUCCUACAGUGGAAAGCAGUCCAGUGAGAAAUGGCAAGACAUAAUCAAAGAGGUGAAAUUCCUACAGAGAAUACAACACCCAAACAGCAUCGAGUACAAAGGAUGUUAUCUGCGAGAGCACACUGCUUGGCUGGUGAUGGAGUAUUGUCUAGGGUCUGCUUCAGAUCUGUUAGAGGUGCACAAGAAACCCCUACAAGAGGUUGAAAUUGCUGCAAUAACCCAUGGUGCUCUUCAAGGUUUGGCCUAUCUUCACUCCCACAACAUGAUUCACCGAGAUAUCAAGGCAGGAAACAUCUUGCUGACAGAGCCAGGCCAGGUCAAACUUGCUGAUUUCGGCUCGGCCUCCAUCGCCUGCCCUGCCAACUCCUUUGUUGGGACGCCAUAUUGGAUGGCCCCAGAGGUGAUAUUGGCUAUGGAUGAGGGCCAGUAUGAUGGAAAAGUGGACAUCUGGUCUUUGGGAAUAACCUGCAUUGAAUUAGCUGAGCGGAAGCCUCCACUGUUCAAUAUGAAUGCAAUGAGUGCCUUAUACCACAUAGCACAGAAUGAGAGCCCCAUGCUGCAGUCCAGUGAAUGGACGGAUUAUUUCAGAAACUUUGUAGAUUCUUGCCUUCAGAAGGGUCCCCAAGAUAGACCGAACUCUGAAGAGCUUUUAAAGCAUGCCUUUGUCCAGCGUGAGCGUCCCGAAUCGGUUCUAAUAGACCUAAUAAAUCGGACAAAAGAUGCAGUGCGAGAACUGGACAAUUUGCAGUAUCGCAAAAUGAAGAAGAUUUUGUUCCAUGAAGCCCACAAUGGCCCCACAAUUGAAGCUCCGGACGAGGAGGAGGAGCCAGAACACAGCGUGGGCAGAACGGGCACGGUAAACAGUGUGGGGAGCAAUCAGUCCAUUCCCAGUAUGUCCAUCAGUGCCAGCUCCCAGAGCAGCUCUGUCAACAGCCUGACUGAUGCCGGUGACGAUAAAGGAGAGGUGGACAUGGAGGGGGACCACACCGUCAUGUCUAACAGCUCUGUCAUACAUCUGAAACCGGAGAAAGCAGCGUACAAAAAAGAUUCAGAACCUCACGUUCGAUCAACUGAGCCUCAGUCCCAGCCUGCCAACACCCCACGGCCAAAACGGAACAGAGAACACUUUGCAACAAUACGCACAGCCUCAGUGCUCACACGGCAGAUUAAGGAGCAUGAGCAGGACUCUGAAUUAAGGGAGCAGAUCUUGGGCUACAAGCGCAUGCGGCGGCAGCACCAGAAACAGCUGAUGGCCCUGGAGAACAAGCUAAAGGCAGAGAUGGAUGAGCACCGACUACGUCUGGAUAAGGAGCUGGAGAACCAGAGGAACGGCUUUGCUCAGGAGAUGGAGAAGCUGAUCAAGAAGCACCAAGGGUCCAUGGAAAAGGAUACAAAAACCUUUAGCAAUGAUGAGAAGAAAUUCCACCAACACAUCCAGAGCCAGCAAAAGAAGGAACUCAACAGCUUCCUCGAAUCACAGAAACGGGAGUACAAACUCCGCAAGGAACAACUGAAAGAGGAGCUGAAUGAAAACCAAUCAACACCCAAGAAGGAAAAGCAGGAGUGGUUGUCCAAGCAGAAGGAGAACUUCCAGCACUUCCAAGCAGAAGAAGAGGCAAACCUGCAGCGCCGGCAAAGGCAGUAUCUAGAAUUGGAGUCCCGCAGGUUCAAACUGAGGAUCUUGAUUGCUCGCCACAACAUCGAGCAGGAUUUAGUGAGGGAGGAGCUGAACAAACGUCAGACCCAGAAGGACCUGGAGCACGCCAUGCUCCUGCGGCACCACGAGUCCAUGCAAGAGCUGGAGUUCCGCCAGCUCAACACCAUCCAGAGGACGCGGGCCGAGCUCAUCCGCCUCCAGCACCAGACGGAGCUCACCAACCAGCAGGAGUACAACAAGAGGCGUGAGAGGGAGCUGAGGCGCAAGCACGUUAUGGAGGUUCGCCAGCAACCCAAAAGCCUCAAGUCCAAAGAGCUACAGAUCAAGAAGCAGUUCCAGGACACUUGCAAGAUCCAGACCAGGCAGUACAAGGCCCUGAGGAACCACCUGCUGGAGACCACACCAAAGUCAGAGCACAAGGUUGUGCUUAAGCGCCUCAAGCAGGAGCAGCACCGCAAACUCGCCAUCUUGGCCGAGCAGUAUGACCACUCCAUCAACGAGAUGCUGUCCACUCAGGCGCUUCGUCUGGACGAGACUCAAGAAUCCCAGUGCCAGGGCCUUAAAAUCCAGCUUCAGCAGGAGCUGGAGCUUCUGAACGCCUAUCAGAGCAAGAUCAAGAUGCAGACUGAUUCGCAGCAUGACCGCGAGAGGAAAGAUCUGGAGCAGAGGGUGUCGCUACGCAGAGCCCUGCUGGAACAAAAGAUCGAGGAGGAGAUGAUGUCCUUGCAGAACGAUCGCUUGGAGCGAAUUCGCAGCCUGCUGGAGCGUCAAGCACGAGAGGUGGAGGCGUUUGACUCUGAGAGUAUGCGCCUGGGCUUCAGCAACAUGGAGCUAUCGAACGUCUCUCCAGAGGCCCUUGGCAACAGCUUUCCUGGAUCGCCAGCAAGUUGGGGUGUCCAUCUUCAGCAACAGCUGCAGCAGCACCCGUCGUCAGGGAGCUUUCAUGGGUCACACUGGAGCGGCGGCAGCUUAGGCGCAGGGUCCAGCCGUCAAGGCAGCCAUCGCCACUACCACUCCAGUCCCAGUGGGCCGCCUCCGCAGCAGAGCUGGGGUCAAGGCAUGCAAGGAGGCGGGACUCCACAGCCAUGGGGCCUCCCGUCAGCGGUGUCUCUCAUCUCCCGCAGUAGCGCCGGUGCACAGAACAGCCCCCAAGGCAUGGGAAGGACACCGCCCGGGGAACACUGCGAGCAGGGCAUGAGCAGGAGUACCAGCGUCACCUCGCAGAUAUCCAAUGGGUCCCACCUUUCCUACACAUAAGUCCUGUGUCAGCGCACACAGAUGUCAAGUCCCACACAUAAGUCCUGUGUCAGCGCACACAGAUGUCAAGUCCAACAAAAAAACAGCAGCAAAGAAAUCUCCCCUCCAUUUUCUUCUACUGUGUGCACACGCGUGGAUGUGUAGUUGAAUCGAUGUUGCUCAGGUGAAAAGGGCUGCAAAUAGCAGCAGCCCCCCCCCCCCCCCCCCCCCUUUGUCCCCUCUCACAGCAAGCAUACAAUACAGGUUUGUUACUUUAGCAACAACAUUUUUACUGAUACAUUUGUUUUUUUAUUACAUUGUCAUUCAUAGCUCUUGCUCCCAUUUUGCACAUUAAGACACUGUUGAAAGCCUUCCCAUUAAACAAACAAUGAUAUACAUAUACCUGCUCCAAUAGAAUGCCCCCGGCCCGUACCGAUUGUGGUUGUAGACAGCCUUAUAAUGCCAGCCUGCUGUGAUGGCCAUUGGGAUCCAUUUAGACCACCACUAGCCAAAUCCCAUCUCAACCAAAUAAGCAUUUUUCUCCUUUUAGUCCAAGGCUACGAGCUUGACGAUGAUGCCUUUUCAGCUUGUUUGAAUGAAAAUAUAGGUCUUUUAUGUCAAUAGUGUGGUAAAUCCCCAAUGGCCCAGUUUAAUCCAAAAGCAUAUUUUCCCCCCAUUUCAAAGAAACCCACCUGUUCAGUUUUCUUUCCUUCAUGUUAAAAUAGACUGCCCAUAUGUGUAAACCACGGUCUGAGUGCUUGUUUUAGCAUUCUUAGAAUCCUUAUUUCCACAAGUACCCAAUGCAUUCAGAUGUAUACGCAAUGGUGAUGUGCCGAGUAGUCUUCUAAACUGUGUGAAGUGGUGAGGAACGUAUAAUUUUUUUAUUUUAUUAGUAGUCAUUUUAGAGUGGUGGUACUCUUAAGAGAUGAUGUGACAUAUCAGUGUCCAAUGUGACAUGCUUGCCUUAAAAAACAAUCAUAAUCUGACAUCUUGAUUUUUAUCAGUGCCUUUUUUUAAAGAAAAAACUGCUGCCUUUUUAAAGCACUUUAUGCUAAAUGCAAGAUAUUUUUAGAGUUAAUAUUUGACUUUAUUGAGGGGCGCAAAAGCACCUGGUUAGAUGUGUUGUUGUUGGGAUGAGGAGUCGGGUAGUAGUACACGGCAAGCCUGGUACGUGUGAGUCUAAAUCCACUUCAGCUGAAUGUGGAAUGCCAUUGGAGUUUUUUGUUCUUUCAUCAAACUGAACUGUUGUGGCUGGUUGUGUGCAGGUAAUAGUCAUGACCAUGACAGCAGGCUGGGAGCCACAUCACAUCAUGGUUAGGUGGCAAUGCAAAAACCGGUUAUAUUAAAGAACAUUGUUCAUCAGAACAAAGACUGAAUCAGGAUUGCGUGUGCAUUUGUGAAAGAACAUGCAAGUUAGAUGAUGAACAAAUGUGGCAUUGAGCACUUGGGUAUUUCCUUUCCAUGUUUUAGGAGCGACCUUCGUGGCGUGACAAAACCGUUGAAGCAGAGCUGUCAAACUCAUUGAUGUCGUGGGCCACAUGAGAGUGCUAUUAGACUGUGAAAAUAAUAGAAAUGUUUUGUCACCUCAUAUUUCUACAUGUACACAAUUACCGCUCCAUUUGAUUGUUACUUGAAUUUGAAAUCAUGGAAAAUUGCGGCAUGCAUACAACGUGUCCAAUUUAUUUUAAGGUGUUUUGGUAAAAAAAAGUGCAAUAUGUUGAAUGUGUAGAAAAAUGUACAGAUUUUUGGACAAAAUGAACAAACCCAUUUAGCAAGAAACAAAGAAGAUACUUCAUUUGCAUUAGUGAGCCACAUAAAGUGCUGCAAUUGGCCAGAUCUGUCCCUCGGGCCUUGAGUUUGACACCUGUGCUUUAAAUCAUCAUGACCACCUGAUAGUGGAACCUCCAAAGUUUAACAAUCCAAUUAACUUUCACAAACCCCAAUUCCAAUGGUGUUGGAAUGUGUAAAAUAUAUUAAAAAAAAUAAUGAUUUUCAUAUCUUUUUCAAGUUAUAUUCAAUUGAAUACACUACGAACAAAAGGUAUUGAAUGUUCAAACUGAUGAACUUUAGUUUUUUACAAAAUAUUCACUCGUUUUGAUUUUGAUGCCUGCAACACGUUCCAAAAAAGCUGGGACGGACAUCUUUACCACUGUGUUACACAUUUCCUUUUAACAACACUUAAUAAGCGUUUGAGAACCAAGAACUGUAAUUGUUGAAGCUUUGUAGGUGGAAUCAUUUCCCAUUCUUGCUUGAUGUACAACUUCAGUUGCUCAAUAGUCCAGGGUCUCCAUUGUUGUAUAUUGCGCUUCAUAAUGUGCCACACAUUUUAAAUGGGAGACAGGUCUGGAGCAGUCCAGUCUAGUACUCACACUCUUUUACUACGAGGCCAUGCUUUUGUAACACUUGCAGAAUGUGGCUUGCCGUUGUUUUGCUGAAAUAAGCAGGGAUGUCCCUAAAAAUAGAUGCCGCUUGGAUGGCAGCACAUGUUGGUCCAAAACCUAUAAUGUACCUUUCAGCAUUAAUGAUGAAGUAGCAUGCACAGAUGUGCAUGCUACCCUUGCCAUGGGCACUAGCACACUGCAGUUCUUUUCCUCUUUGAACCGAAGGACACGACAUCCAUGUUUUCCAAAAACAAUUUGAAAUGUGGACUCGUCAGAUCACCGCACACAUUUUCACUUUGCGUUAGUCCAUCUCAGAUGAAUUUGGGCCCUUGUGCCAGUCCAUCUCAGAUGAGCUUUGGGCCCAGAGAACCCGGCGGAUUUUCGUGGUAAAGAGUUUUAACUUGCAAUUGUAGAUGUAGCGACGAAGUGUUAAAUGACAAUGGUUUUCUUAAGUAUCCCUGAUCCCAUGUGGCAAUACCCUUAACAAAAUGAUGCCAGCUUUGAAUGCAGUGCCGCCUGAGGGAUGGAAGGUCACGGGCAUUCGAUGUUGGUUUUCGGCCUUGCUGCUUUCAAGAAGAGAUUUCUCCAGGUUAUCUGAAUCUUUUGAUGAUGUUAUUGACUUUAGAUGAUUAAAUCCCUAAAUUCCUUGAAAUUUUACGUUGAAAAAUGUUGUCCGUAAGCUGUUGGACUAUUUGCACACAGUUGUUCACAAAGUGGUGAACCUCGCCUGCAUCCUUGCUCGUGUACAACUGACCCUUUUGGAAAUGCUCCUUUUAUACCCAAUCAUGACACUCACCUGUUUCCAAUCAACCAGUUCACCUGUGGAAUGUUUCAAACAGGUGUUUUUUUAUUUAAAUUUUUUUUAAAAAAUUUAAGCAUUCCCCCACUUUUCCAGUCUUUUGUUGCCUGUCCCAGCUUUUUAGGAACAUGUUUCUGGAAUCAAAAUGAGAAAAUAUUUGCCCAAAAAAAAAAUCACUUAACAUCUUGUCUUUGUAGUGUAGUCAAUCUUCUCCCGACUGUUCUCAUGAAUCCAUUGCUCGAGUUGGUCUUCCAACUCGGGCCACCUCACCUUGUUUUCCACUGCGGUCAAGCCAGCCUCCUCGUAAAGUAGCAGUCAAGCCAGCCGCCCCUAGUUUUGUUCAUACCAGGCAUUAUGGUAAUAGGUCGCCAACUCGUGGCGAAAGCCACCUUCAAAAUAAAAGCUUCCAAUAAUGCGGACGUCAGUGCUCUUCGGUUAAGGAAUCCACCCAGCAAAGUUAAUUUGAAUGUUGAGAUACAUUAUAAAAUGUAGUUUAUUUGAUAUCUUAGGAAAAAUAAAUGGUAAAUGGACUGCACUUAUUUGCUCCCAGUGAUCCUGGCAUUGCCUUGCAUGGCAGCAGUCGACCAUUGGUUUAUGAAUGUGUGAAUGUGAGGCUUUGUAAAGCGCUUUGGGCACUGUGAUGGUGUAGAUGAAGCGCUACAUAAGUACAGUCCAGUUAUCAUUUAUUUUUCAUAAGCUAUCAAAUAAACUCCAUUUUUGCUGGUUGCAUUCCUUAACUGAAAAGCAUUGACGUCCGUAUUAUUGGAAGGCUUUUAUUUUGAAGGUGGCUUUCGCCGCGAGUUGGCGACUUAUUACCGUAAUGCCAAACUUGAAUGAACAAAAUUAGGGGCGGCUGGCUUGACUGCUACUUUACGAGUGGAGGCUGGCUUGACCGCAGUUAGUUUCCGCGGACACUCAGCUUCGUCUUCUUGACUUGGCGAAGCUCGUUUUCCUGCUUCCUCCACUUGCGAACCAUGGAUUCGUUGCUCUUGAAUUCCCUCGCGGCUGCUCGAUUCCCAUGUUCCUCCGUGUAACUAAUAGCUUGCAGUUUAAACUGCUUCGUAUGCGUGUCUCUUCGUAGGUGCCAUUUUCGGGUUUCCUUAGCCAAACCGAUGCACAUACCGGAACUAUAUACCUACUGGGGGCGUGUCUUUAGCAUCCUCUGUCACGCGCACCCUUCCCCCUUUACGUCUGCAUGCUGUCCUCAGUCACGUCCGCCUUCCACUAUAUAAGCGUUUCGGCAGGAAAUGCUCCCAGUCGGUCAAGCGGAGCGCUCAUUAAAGUCACAUUUACAGAUUUUGGAACUCUGUGAACACAUAAGGCGCAAGAUUUGUUUAACUUAGAGGCAUGUUUUUCCAGAAAAGUGGUUGAACUCUUAAAUUGUAUCAUGUUUGGGGCAAUUGACUUUGGAGGUUUCACUUUAUAUACAAAUUUGUAUAUUAUUAUUAGCAAUGUAAAGUCAACAAAAUAUGCUUUAUAUUCUGGCGUUUGUGAAUUAAGAUGGUUUCGUAAGUUGUGGCCCAUACCCAGCAACAAAAAUUAUCACUAUUUGUCACAUUAAUGAGUGAAGAAAAAAUGGGAAUGUUGAUGCUUCGUCAAAAGCUAAGAGUUUGAAUAUCAUUCCAUUAGAACCUCACUCGCCAUGCCAAUCUUCACUUUUAGGUUCACUUUUGUCAGGGUUUGUGGAUAAAGUCCCACCUCCCCACCAACCUGGAAGGGUAUUUCCUUAUUAUUUUUUUUUGGUCCUACUGACUGACUGAAUGCGUACACAGCAGGAUAACUGAAUGAGGCAACAGACAGAAGGUAGCCAUUUUUUCUGUGGUCCCAACACUGUGCCAUAGUUGCAAAGCCCGGAUGCCGUCAUGUUGUUUCCCCUCCCUUCCCCCAGUUAUCGCUGGGCUUCUGUCGCAUGGCGCGCGCGCACAAACAACAAAAUGCUUAGGUGACAAACAUAGUGAAAAGAGAUUGCAUUUCUUUUUAAAGAUGUCAGUAUUUGUUAUUUUUUGGCACAUUACCACUUCAGCUUGUAACCUGUAUUAAAUUGUAUAGAUGGUCUUGAGAGUUUAUGAAGAUGCUAAACAUACCGAGAUGGUCAAAUACUUAAGUUGAUUCAAAUUGUAUAAAAAAAGAGAGGUUCAUUAAACAGAAUAAGAAUAGAAUCGAAUGUACAAUUUUGUUUGUAUUAUAAUGUAUCAUUGAAAAAAAUCAGCUGUAAUAAAGUAAUUUUAGUAUAA
This is a messenger RNA of Phyllopteryx taeniolatus (common seadragon), 12588 nucleotides long. RefSeq names its product TAO kinase 1a (gene taok1a). Gene Ontology annotation, biological process: protein phosphorylation; execution phase of apoptosis. Bases 4106 to 7195 code for a protein of 1029 amino acids. NCBI's taxonomy places the organism in Eukaryota, Metazoa, Chordata, Actinopteri, Syngnathiformes, Syngnathidae. Gene Ontology annotation, molecular function: protein kinase activity; ATP binding. The transcript has 20 exons. The record is from RefSeq and is a predicted model, not a curated record.